This is a messenger RNA of Tachysurus fulvidraco (yellow catfish), 3427 nucleotides long. RefSeq names its product ubiquitin carboxyl-terminal hydrolase 37-like. Gene Ontology annotation, biological process: protein deubiquitination. The coding region runs from base 219 to 2201 and encodes 660 amino acids. The transcript is spliced from 17 exons. Lineage: Eukaryota; Metazoa; Chordata; Actinopteri; Siluriformes; Bagridae. The record is from RefSeq and is a predicted model, not a curated record. Gene Ontology annotation, molecular function: cysteine-type deubiquitinase activity.
AAUGGUCGCGCGCGUUCUGUAUAAACUUACAUCAUAAUCGACGGAAUCUAUUGCGAAUUUCCUGCCAGCGCCUUGUUAUGUAGAUAAACAACAUUUAACCCAAUUGUAUUUUUGAUAGUAAAAUGCUCUGCUGCCCACGUAUGUGGCAGAAGUUGCCCGAGGUGGCUCAUUUUAAGGCAUCUACCUUGUCAUAAAGCACCUCACAGACUUCUACGGAGAUGUCUGAGUCUGGUGAGGAAUCCCCAAAGAAGAAGCAGGGUGAUGCAAAGAAAACCUUCAGUAGGAGGACCAAGACAACUCCGUCAGUAUCUGCGACAACUUCAGAAAGCACCUCACAGACGUCUACGGAGAUGUGCAAGUCUGUUGAGGAAUCCCGAAAGCAGGCCUUCUGGAGAAGAGAGAAAAUCGAAGUGCAUCCUGCAGCAAUUACAGAAUGCAGCUCAGAAUCUUCAGAAGAGACCCCACAACUUGUCCCAAUGAGACUGUUCGCGGGGUCCAGCCAAGUGAAAAACCUGAAGGGAAACACAAAGACCCAAAGCAGCGGCACUGAGAAAAGAGCAGAAAGGAAGGUGAUCAGGGUGAAGCCAGCCCCAACACCUCCAGAGAUGAAAAGUAAAGGGGUGAAAGAGGCCGAGGCACAGGUAGGUUUACCAGACUUAAAUAUGAUCUCUGCAAUGAAAGCAGAAAUGAAGGACACAACAUCUCAUGGACAAGCUAAGAAGACUGCUGCAAAUAAGGAGAUCUCAAAUGAGCUUAAUGUGACAAAAGCAAAAGCGACGAUGGACAAUGUGAGGCCAAGCUCUAUUCUCCCGACAAUCACAGAGGAAAAAAAGCCAAAAAUUUUGUUAGAAAGCUUAUUCCAGACCAGUGAAAUAAGUAAUGUAAUGGAGGAUGGGCAAAAUAUGAAGCUGCAUAACCAAGCAUGGAAGGAGGAAAGAAAGCAAAUGAACCCAAACUACUGGGAGAACAGAAUGAAAAAGGUCAUCCAGGAUCUGAACGAAUUGGCCGUUUCUUCUGAUGCACAAACGAAGAAAAGUGAACCCGAUUCAUAUGAAUUCAGUUCCAAUAUGAUGCCAAAAAAGAAGAAAAGGCGCUCAAUGAAAACUCACUCUAAUGCAAAGAGCGAGAGUCCAGAUGUUUCUGAACUAAACAGUGUUCAUUUUUGCAUCCCAUUGCAUCAAAUGAUCCCUGGCGGGUUGCCUAAUUUUGGUAGCAGCUGCUACAUUAAUGCAAGUCUGCAGUGUCUGCUCACAGCUGAUGCUUUCUGCAAAGAGCUCGCCUGCCUGCUGGACAAUUCUAACCAGAACAGAGAUGACACAUUCCUCAGAUGUUUUGUUGAAUUGUGGAGGGUGAGAAAGGGCUUUCAAGCUCAAUAUGGAAUGGAUAAACUCCUUAUAGACCUCAUUAAUUCAGCUGCAGACAACAACCCUGAAUUCACUGUCAACAAGCAGAAUGAUGCCCAUGAAUUCCUCUGCUACUGUUUGACCCAAAUUGAGGAGUCUGGGCGAAUGCAGGAUUUGCAAGAGGAUGGAAGCCCAGUCAAGAACAAUUUCUCGUUCAAGAUGAGGAACAUCAUAACAUGCUCCAGCUGUGGAUCUCAGAAGAAAAAUGAAGUGGAAGUGUUUAAUCACCUCUCCCUGCCUCUAGUACACCACUCUGUGGACGAGUGCCUCUACCAAACAGUUAAUAAAACAACAGAGGUAGAGCGCAAGUGCACUAGGUGUGGAGCAGAACAUGCCAGCUCAAGCUGGAUGUUCCACACUCUGCCCAGGUUUCUGAUUAUUCAGCUGAACAGGUUCAAAAUGCAUAAAUGUCACAUAGUCCUCAAGCUGAAUAAUCCAAUGGACAUCCAACCUGAGCUGCAGAUAGGAAACUGCCUUCCUCAAUCAGACACACCCAGAUCAAAGAACAACAAAGCUGAGGCCAGAGAGAAAGGCAGAAAAAACACGAGCGAGAGAGAGACAGAAACAGUGACGGAUGAAGUUGGACCAACCUCCACGUAUCAGCUGAUCAGUGUUCUGAGCCAUGUGGGACUCUCAGCUGAAUAUGGACAUUAUCUGUGUGAUUGUUCCAGUGGCAGGCCUGAAGAGUGGAUAACCUACAAUGACCAUCUGGUUACUGCAAUCACAGAGGAGGAUGUUUUAAGGUACAGGUCGUCUGACGCCUACGUGCUCCUCUAUGAGAGACUGAGCACUGGAUGAAGUCAGAAAUCUGGAAGAUGUGGCUGGGCUUGGAAAGGUGUUGGCACAAGUAAGAGGAUGUGGCAACGAGCAGGGAUGAUGCAGAAGGGGGAUUACAGAGCACUUUCUAGCAAACAAGCACCUCUGGCAAUAACCCUUGUGGCCUAGUGGAGUAAUCAUUGUGAGUUAACUAUGGAGAGCAGAUCAUGUUAUCAAUUCUCGGUGCAGCUCGGUAACUGCCAAGUAGCAGUACAGGAGGUGGUCCUGAACUCUAAUGUUUCUUGUACAGAGGCCAUGUAUGAUCUAACAUCACAAUCCAGUGUAUCAAAGAAGAUCAGCUUUUUCCUCGUCUCUGGCUUGCUCAUUAAGGAUUUAAAUCUAUUUCCGAACCUAUUUGAUGAACUGAGAUGAUGUUAUUAAAAUCUUGUGUUUUGCUUUAAGCCUAUUUUAAGUCUUAAGCAAAAAUUAAGCUUUUGCCGUCUAUCUUAACAGCCGCAUUUCAUAGAUAAAAAAAGAUGAUACAUUUCACACAAGCUCAUAAGACUAUUCAUUUGAACCAUGGUUACAUCUGAAACUAGCAUUCAUAGUUUUAAUUUGAAAAGCUAAAUUCUUUCUAUUACUAUAUAAUACAUAAUAUUUCGAUUCAAUCCAAAUUUAAUUGCAUACUGUAGCACUUUUAUCAAUGCAUUGUCUCAAAGCAGCUUUACAUAAACAUAAACAUAAAACAAAAGGUUGAUAUGAAGAUUAAUAUUAGAUAUACGUUAAUAUUUAUACAUCUAUUCACCAGUGAACAUGGAACACCUGUAACCAUCUUGGACUUUUAUGCAGAACAAUCUUUAGAGCUUACACAGAAUGGUGCAAAAGCAAAGCAAAAUAAAUAGAUAAAUCAUUUUGAAAAAGCAUCUCAGAAACGUGGCAAUUAUUUAAAAAUAAUUAUUUAAAGCACAAUUUAUAAUCGAUAAAUUGUGCCAUAACGUUCAACAAUCCUGUGUUUAUGUUUAGAAUCAAUUAUAUAUGAACAUUUCAUAGCUUUUAUUUUAUCAUUUCUUUUUGAAUUACAGGAAUAUGCAGCCUUGAUGUAAUUUCAUGGAGGAAAUCAAUGCAAUAUGUGCAAUAUGUUCUGCAACUAAACUCGUGUGUGUGUGUGUGUGUGUGUGUGUGUGUGUGUGUGUGUGUGUGUGUGUGUGUGUGUGUAUGUAUGUAUAUAUAUAUAAAACCACAGUAUAUAUUUACCCUUAUUCAGUUAU